UAUUUAUUGUACCACUUCUUCAAGCAUUGUUAUAUCCGAAGAAAUCAAGGAAAGCAAGAAAGGUGCAGAAAGACAACCAAAGAACAAAGUUAAGAGCAUAAUUAGGAACAAGGAAUAAACAAUAUGUGUUGCUGCUGCUGUGAUGACGAUUGUGAAUGCAGGCCUUUAGGCUUCCUCUUGGGUCUGCCCUUUGCGUUUUUAUCCCUCCUUAUCUCCAUAGUCGGCAUAAUCGUCUGGAUUGUAGGGUUGGUGUUGACUUGCAUCUGCCCAUGUUGCUUAUGCGUAACAAUCAUAGUAGAGUUUGCACUAUGUUUGAUCAAGGCCCCCGUUCUGGUCAUGAAGUGGUUCACCUCUAAGAUCCCUUGUUAGAACUAUUGAAUUCUAUAUUGAUUUCAUUUAUGGUUUUUGUUAUAAGGUAGUAACCAUUGUUGAUUGUUCUUCCUUUUCGGUUCAAUCUUUGAUUAAUUAUGAAAUUUUUCAAUUUUUUUUAAUAA
Molecule: messenger RNA, 494 nt
Organism: Gossypium arboreum
Lineage: Eukaryota; Viridiplantae; Streptophyta; Magnoliopsida; Malvales; Malvaceae
Product: signaling peptide TAXIMIN 1-like
Exons: 2
Coding region: 124-369 (81 amino acids)
Source: RefSeq, a predicted model, not a curated record